UAGUAUCCUCUGAUACUUUCGAAGCGAAGCCCAGUAAAGCUUCAUCGAGGUUUCCAAGUUCCGAGUUCGCCGCACGCAACGAGUUUACCGGUGUAUACCUCGCAGUUCAUUCGAGUCUUCGAGUGCACAGCCGCGACUACGCUUUAAAACCGGUUCAGUGCCACCAGUCGAGUAUCCACACACACGUACAUCGAGUAAAGAUGGCCGCCACCACGAUGAACCACGUGUUCGACUACGAGAACGAGCUGAACGACAAUCUCUACAACCUGAAGAUGUCGGGGAAGAGCAAGGCGAACAGCAAGCGAUUGAGAAGCGUGCUGAAGCCGAUUCUCCGAUUGCUGAAGAAGAAGACCAGCAAGAAAUACGGCAAGGGUCAGAAAGCGGUGCCGCAGGCGGAGGUCUUCACCGAGGAGGUCGACAACCAGAACAACGCCAACGAGGCAUUGGAGAGGAGGCUCCUGGCCGAGCUUCAGGACGCCGAGGAAGGAGCUGCCAUCACCGUCUGCCUCGAUGGACAGAUGACAGUCGUUCCGGUUGUACCUGGUCAGUGCUACGUGCCCGUCCACUUCGCGCACACCCACGCCGGUGACUUCUACUGGACCACCCUGAGCAUGGCCGACAGUGACCUGUGCUACAAGGAACGCGCCUUCUCGCAGUAUCAAACGCCCGAGAUGCAAGUCGCGUAAGACGUAGAACGAGAUCAUCGAUGGACCACAACUACCUCAUGCUUCGAGACGUUUGAUCUCAAGGAGUCUUCGUCGUGCCUCGAAGUGACGCGAAGAUACGACGAGGAAACGAAACAUUAAAAAGCGAACGAAUUGGUCCCGACGACACGGUUCUGACACCCUAUCAGAGAGACUGCUUAUAGAUAAGGUUUUAUCGAUACUGUGAUAACUAGAUUGUAAUUGUCUAACUGAUCGUUGCUCAUUUAGAACGAGAUCGUAAAGUGUUGAGUCCUGACUCGAGAAUCAGUUAGAGCGAAAAAUACUCUAUUUUUUUUUUGUACUUUUUUUUUAAUUGUAAGGAAAUAAUCGCAAUUGUGAUAUUUGUACCUACCUACUAGGUUAACAUUUUACUAAUGUACACAUUGUGAUAUCGGCUUUAAUA
Ceratina calcarata is the source of this 1107-nucleotide messenger RNA. RefSeq names its product enhancer of split malpha protein. The coding region runs from base 201 to 686 and encodes 161 amino acids. The transcript has a single exon. Lineage: Eukaryota; Metazoa; Arthropoda; Insecta; Hymenoptera; Apidae. The record is from RefSeq and is a predicted model, not a curated record. Gene Ontology annotation, biological process: Notch signaling pathway; sensory organ development.